CAGGCCCACGCCCCGCCGGGCACGUUCUGGAUCUAGGACCCCCUCCACCACAGAAGAAAGUCUCCAAGUCUCUGUCCCCCCGCCCAUCGAAGCCAAGACUCUACCGUCGCUGGUCCCACCCUCAUCUGGAUCUCACUCUCCAAGUCGCGGCAAGGAAUGAUGUUGGCGGCUCUGCUGAUCGCCCUCUGUGGCCUCGGCCUCCGCACCCAGCAGGCCCAGACUGUUACCAUCCAGACCCUGGACCUGGCUCCAAACACCUUUGAUGAUGCCUAUGUGGGCUGCUCAAAGGAGAUGGAGGAGGAGGCAGUCCAUCUGCUAGAGGAGGAGAAGGCCAAAAACUCCCUGCUGCGGGAGUCCUGGGAGACAGCCCAGAAGGCCUGGGAGCGAAGGCCUCCAGAUCCCAGCCUGCCUCCUGGCUUCAAAACGCAGCACGGAACUGCCAUCAUAGUCUACACCAGCUCAUCCAAAACUUUGUACGAGAAGCUGAACCAGGCUGUGCGGACAGGCGGUGACUCCAGGGAGUCCUACAUGCAGCACUUCCCCUUCAAGGCCCUGCAUUUCUACCUGACCCGGGCCCUGCAGCUGCUGCGGGGCAGUGGAAAAUGCAGUAGGGAACCUGGGCAGGUGGUGUUCCGAGGCGUGAAAGACACUCACUUUGAACCCAAGGGGCUGCGGGACUCUGUCCGCUUGGGCCAGUUUGCCUCCAGCUCCCUGAAUGAGAGUGUGGCCCGCAGAUUUGGUAAUGCCACCUUCUUCUCUCUAAGGACUUGCUUUGGGGUCCCGAUCUAUAGCCUGUCUGUCUUUCCUGAGGAGUUGGAGGUGCUGAUCCCCCCGUAUGAAGUCUUCGAGGUCGCCAGUUUCUCCCAGGAUGGAACCCGGCACCUGGUGACUCUCUCCAGCAAAAAUCAGACCUGCAGCUACUUUAACUGCGCCUAUCUGGGUGAGAAUAAGAGCCAGAGCUGUGAACCUUUGCCAAGAGGGCAGGCCGACUCAUUCUACAAGGGAGCCUUCUCUCUGAUCUCCUGGAAGACCCUGCUCUUGGUCUCUUGGGGGUUCCAGCUCUUAGGAGCUGGGCUCUGAAAGUUCAGUGCCUGCCACGUAGGAGUCCUGGGAACCUUCACAUGAAGAAGGGAGGCUUCGAAGAGCCUGGAGAAGGAAGAACAUGGUUUCGGACCCAGACCUAGUAGCCAUCUCCCCAACCAGGAUGUCGGAGGAUCUGAGGCCAUGGUAGGGUGGAGGGAGCUCUGCUUUGUGGUGGGGACUCCCGGGGACCAGCAAGGGUAGUGCUGUGAUGGCCACUCGAUUAAACAGUGUU
This is a messenger RNA of Hippopotamus amphibius kiboko, 1315 nucleotides long. It is a transcript of the gene ART5, whose product is annotated as ADP-ribosyltransferase 5. Gene Ontology annotation, molecular function: NAD+-protein-arginine ADP-ribosyltransferase activity; NAD+ poly-ADP-ribosyltransferase activity. The record is from RefSeq and is a predicted model, not a curated record. The coding region runs from base 157 to 1080 and encodes 307 amino acids. The transcript is spliced from 4 exons. NCBI's taxonomy places the organism in Eukaryota, Metazoa, Chordata, Mammalia, Artiodactyla, Hippopotamidae.